AGGUUGGACUUUUUGCCUCUGAUACGUCGCAGUUAUUGCAUUACGAUGAUGAUGAACUCGUUCCAGCAUCAACCGGUGACGUCAAUGGUCGACCGGAUGACCAUCAACAGUAACGUCGAUGCCGGCGGAAGGUGUCCCGAGGCGCUUAGCGGACCGUCCGUCUUGGCGGAAGAAUUCAUUCUGCCGGAAUCCAAGUCGGCGACCAUCGUCCUCGAUCCUCGGCGCUUCAUUCCGCAUCACCAACAGUUCAAGGUGACUCUUAGAAAAGGUGAAAUGAUUUCCAAUCCGUCGUCCAACCUGUGGCCGAUGUCCAUAGAAGUGGCGACGGAAUGCCGGAUGCAAAAUGUCGAAUGCGCCAUGGUGACCCAGCAAUCCGGCGGAAGCAACAAUCAUUUGCCGCUGAUAUUCACAACGACACGCCCGGUGGAAAAGGGCCAGCGAUUGUAUUUCUGGUUCUCCGAGUCGAUGCUGGCCCGUCUCGAAAUGCCUUUCCUUGUGCCAAAAAACAUCCAGGCCGGCGACCGAUACGUCUGUCACCGAUGUUCCAGUGUCUUUGUCAAUCCGAAUCCGCUCAAACUUCACCUGUUCUUCCAUUGUUCCAACCGGGCCGUCUCUCCGUCCGCCUUGUGGAGCAGAGUCCUCCACAUGUUGACGGCCUCGUCCAGCCCGGAAGUGCCGCCAGUAGUCCAGUUCCCGUCGUCACGAAAUAUCAUUUGCAAACCGACAGCGACUCAUCUGUUCCAGCUGUCGCCGUUCGGCAUGGCGGCCGGCAAUAACCAGCAGCAGCAGCAACAGCAUCGGAUUCAUUCCGGGCCCGGUAUCACCGGACCUAGUCCAGCAGCUCAAGUGGAGACCAUCGUCAGCCACCUGGGCCGCUCCAAACACGGCCACAUUUGCAUUUACUGCGGCAAAAUCUAUUCGCGCAAGUACGGGCUCAAGAUCCACAUCCGGACACACACGGGCUACAAGCCGCUCAAGUGCCCAGUGUGUUCCAGGCCGUUCGGAGACCCGAGUAACCUCAACAAACACAUCCGGCUGCACGCCGAACACCACCACCACCAGGUGGGGAUAACGGGAGAUAAAACAACGCCCUACAAAUGCGAAUUGUGCGGUAAGGUGCUGGUCCGAAGACGCGAUUUAGAUCGUCACAUUCAGUCGAGACAUUCGUCCGGGGACUCGUCAAACGUCCGUCAUCAGCAUCAGCCAAAUUCGGCCGAUUCGAUCGACUGUCCGUCCCCGUUGAGUUCGACCCACAGCAGCAGCAGCAGUCACAGCAGCGGCAGCAACAAUAACAGCGGCCGGGAAGAUAGCGAUGUCGAAGAUGAAGACCAGUUAGAUGUGGUUGACAUCUGUUAG
Molecule: messenger RNA, 1356 nt
Organism: Daphnia pulicaria
Lineage: Eukaryota; Metazoa; Arthropoda; Branchiopoda; Diplostraca; Daphniidae
Product: PR domain zinc finger protein 13-like
Exons: 3
Coding region: 46-1356 (436 amino acids)
Cellular component (GO): nucleus
Source: RefSeq, a predicted model, not a curated record